AUGGAACUUACAAUGGAGAAUUUAGGGAACAUUCACAGUAUGUCCCAUUCCCAGGCUGGAGAGUUAAUGAGCUCCACACACAGCAGACAGGUUUCCCACAGGAAUCUGGUUUCUCACGGGCGACCUGCUAUGGUGACUAGCAUGGCUUCCAUCCUGGACGGAGGGGAAUAUAGAGCAGAACACACCUUGGCUGGCCCGCUGCACCCUGCUAUGAAUAUGUCAUGUGAGUCCCCUUCGGGCAUGAGCCUGAGCAGCACCUACACUACCCUUACCCCCCUUCAGCACCUGCCACCCAUCUCCACGGUAUCUGACAAGUUCCACCACCCGCACCACCACCACCACCAUCAUCACCACCAUCAGAGAUUGACUGGGAACGUGAGUGGUAGCUUUACCUUGAUGAGGGACGAAAGGGGUUUAACAUCAAUGGGCAAUAUCUACAGCCACUAUCCCAAAGACAUGGCGACCAUGGGCCAGUCGCUAUCACCCCUGUCCAAUGGCCUGGGCACUUUGCACAACUCACAGCAGUCACUGGGCCCAUAUGGCCCGGGUGGACAUUUAAGCAACGACAAAAUGUUACCACCAAACGGAUUCGACUCCCAUGCUGCCAUGUUAUCUAGGAGUGAUGACCACCUGACAAGGAGCCUGGGUGCUCCGGGAGCUGGCAUGAUGCCCCCUCUGAAUGGAAUGCAUCAACAUGGGCACCACCACACUUCAUCCAAUGGCUCAAUCCUUAGUGAAAGGGAUAGACAAGCAUCCACGUCUGGCUCUCAGGCUGGUGGCAAUGGUCAAGUGGAGGAGAUUAACACGAAAGAGGUUGCUCAAAGGAUCACUGCAGAGCUGAAAAGAUACAGCAUACCCCAAGCCAUCUUUGCUCAAAGGAUCUUGUGCAGGUCUCAGGGAACCCUGUCUGACCUCCUCAGGAAUCCCAAACCUUGGAGUAAGCUUAAGUCUGGACGAGAGACCUUCCGGAGGAUGUGGAAGUGGCUACAAGAACCUGAGUUCCAGAGAAUGUCUGCUCUGAGGCUGGCAGACCCUGAGCUUGGUGGAACACUGAAGUUUGUGGCAAAAGGCUUGACAGACAGGAAACCAGAAAUUCAGAAAACUGUGGAAACUGAGAACUGUAGUCUUCAAUUUUUUGGAGGAAGUUUUAGCAAUAAAGCUUGCGGCAAACAUUAG
This is a messenger RNA of Pseudophryne corroboree (corroboree frog), 1176 nucleotides long. RefSeq names its product one cut homeobox 3 (gene ONECUT3). The transcript is spliced from 2 exons. The record is from RefSeq and is a predicted model, not a curated record. Bases 1 to 1176 code for a protein of 391 amino acids. Gene Ontology annotation, biological process: regulation of transcription by RNA polymerase II. Lineage: Eukaryota; Metazoa; Chordata; Amphibia; Anura; Myobatrachidae. Gene Ontology annotation, molecular function: DNA-binding transcription factor activity, RNA polymerase II-specific; RNA polymerase II cis-regulatory region sequence-specific DNA binding. Gene Ontology annotation, cellular component: nucleus.